CCAGUGUGUGUUUUGACGUUGUUUUGUUGAGAGCCGUCUACACACACUCACACACACAGCGAACCUCCGGAGACCGUCCGCAGCCUCGGAUACUGAAGAAGGAUCGGGCUGAAACAUGGCGUCGGACUCUCCCCGCAGGCCGAGCCGCUGUGCCGGAGGCGUUCUGGUCCGAGCUCAAGCUGCUACGGAGCAGUCGUACAUGGAGAGCGUGGUGACCUUCCUGCAGGACGUCGUCCCUCAGGCGUAUACUGGAGCUCCGCCCACGGACGAGAAGGAGAAGAUCAUCUGGGUUCGCUUUGACAAAGCAGACAUCAACGAUACUUCUCGCAACCCGGAGUUUAUGGAGAUGCACAGCGGCACGACGGAGCCUCCCCUCUGCCUGAUGAUCGGGUACACUGACGGGAUGCAGAUCUGGAGCGUGUCGCUGGCCGGUGAAGCUCAGGAGCUGUUCUCGGUGCGUCAUGGUCCGGUGAGAGCGGCUCGCACGCUGCCCGCCCCGCACGUCGGUCCUCUGAAGACGGACACGUUCGCUGAGAAGAGGCCUCUGCUCGGCGUCUGCAAGAGCACCGGCUCGUCCGGAACCAGCCCUCCUUACUGCUGUGCCGACCUGUAUUCCCUGCGGACUGGAGAGAUGGUGAAGUCCAUUCAGUUCAAGACGCCCAUCUACGACCUGCACUGCAACAAGCAUAUUCUGGUUGUGAGUCUGCAGGAGAAGAUCGCUGCGUUCGACAGCUGCACCUUCACCAAGAAGUUCUUCGUAACAAGCUGUUACCCCUGCCCUGGCCCCAGCCUCAACCCUAUAGCGCUGGGAAGCCGCUGGCUAGCCUACGCUGAGAACAAGCUGAUCCGGUGCCACCAGUCCCGUGGAGGAGCCUGUGGAGACAACGCACAGUCGUACACAGCUACAGUGAUCAACGCAGCCAAAACUCUGAAAACCGGCCUGACGAUGGUGGGGAAGGUGGUGACCCAGCUGGCGGGCACCAUCCCGGCGGGCACGCCGGACGAGGAGGGCGCGCCGCACAGCACGAGCCGCCGCAGCCCCCACAACCCCGGCGUGGUGACCGUCAUCGACACGCACAGCGUGGGAGAGGGACAGGUCCUGGUGAGCGACGACUCGGACGGAGAGGGACUGGUGGCUCACUUCCCAGCUCACGACAAACCCAUCUCCUGCAUGCAGUUCAACCCCAGCGGUGAGACACACACACACACACACACACACACACACACACACACGGUCCUGCGCUCCUCGCCAUGA
Salarias fasciatus (jewelled blenny) is the source of this 1255-nucleotide messenger RNA. RefSeq names its product breast carcinoma-amplified sequence 3-like. Bases 116 to 1255 code for a protein of 379 amino acids. The transcript has 14 exons. Gene Ontology annotation, biological process: autophagy; response to starvation. Gene Ontology annotation, cellular component: cytoplasm. Lineage: Eukaryota; Metazoa; Chordata; Actinopteri; Blenniiformes; Blenniidae. Gene Ontology annotation, molecular function: protein binding. The record is from RefSeq and is a predicted model, not a curated record.